Betta splendens (Siamese fighting fish) is the source of this 2842-nucleotide messenger RNA. Its product is annotated as reticulon-4 receptor-like 2. Bases 110 to 1486 code for a protein of 458 amino acids. The transcript is spliced from 4 exons. Lineage: Eukaryota; Metazoa; Chordata; Actinopteri; Anabantiformes; Osphronemidae. Gene Ontology annotation, molecular function: protein binding. Gene Ontology annotation, cellular component: plasma membrane. The record is from RefSeq and is a predicted model, not a curated record.
GACUCCUGGACGUCACUGCCUGAAGCAGCAGCACCUCGGUCACCAGAGCGGAGCCUCAGCAGAGAUAGCAGCAGCAGGCAGGCUAACUCGCUUUCGGCUUUGAUUCGAGAUGGAGACUCGUAGGACCGUGACAGGUUCCCGCAACUUCAAGGGUGGACUGACCCUGUGGUUGAUUCUGUGGCUGCUGGUGAUGAAGCCGGGCCGGGUGGCUCCAUGCCCCAAGCUGUGCGUGUGCUACCCUACGCCCAUGACGGUCAGCUGCCAGUCCCAGAAUCUCACCAUAGUGCCGGCCGGCGUGCCCUAUGACUCGCAGCGCGUUUUCCUGCAGAACAACCGCAUCACAGAGCUUCGCGCAGACUCGUUCGGGUUUGAGACGCAGGUACUUUGGUUGUACGGCAACAACAUCACCUGGAUCGAGGCCGGGGCCUUUAGCAACCUGAGGGUUCUGGAAGAACUGGAUCUGGGCGAUAACCCCUCGCUGCGACACCUGGAAGGUGGAGCCUUCAGGGGUUUGGAGAAGCUGCAGAGCCUGCACAUGCAUCGCUGCAAGCUGGCCACUCUCCCCCAUGAUCUCUUCCACAAACUCUACAGUCUGCAGUUCCUCUACCUGCAGGAGAAUCAGCUCCACUUUCUGCAGGACGACCUGUUCUCCGAUUUGGUCAACCUCAACCACCUCUUCCUGCAUGGAAACCGCAUCCGUGCCCUUUCUGAGAACGUGUUCCGAGGCCUGGUCAACCUGGACCGCCUCCUUCUCCACGACAACCGCAUCAGGCAGGUUAACCGCCGGGCCUUCCGCGAUCUGGGCCGCCUGACCAUACUUUACCUCUUCAACAACUCGCUGGCCGAGCUGCCGGGCCAGGCCAUGAAAGACGCCCAGGGCAUCCAGUUCCUCCGCCUCAACGGCAACCCCUGGUCCUGCGGCUGCGAGGCCCUUCCCCUGUGGGAGUGGUUCCGUGACGCCCGCAUCUCCUCCUCUGAGCUCCUCUGCACCUCCCCGUCCCAGCGGCGUGGCCAGGACCUCAGGUUCCUCCGGGAGCUGGACUUUGCCCUCUGCCCUCUGCCUGACCCCGGCUCCAUGGCCGGAACCACCACCACCACCUUCAGCACCAAGACCCGCUGGUGGUUCUCCAAGCACAAGCCCGCGUCGUCAUCCAAGGCCUCCUUCCAGAAGAGCUCAGAGUCGGUGAAGUCCUUCCCUUUUGCCGCUGUCAAGCCUCAGUAUCUUCCCAAAACCCCCACUGAAGCCCUCUCUUCCAAGUACGAACUCUCCGAGCACGAGGCCGCGCUCCCCAAGGUGGACCAGGAGGAGUACUGGAGCAACUAUGGCAACGAAGACUCCUCCAUCCGCUGCUACGAGCUGGAGUGUCCUCCGAACUACGACAACCCGUCCUUCUCCUCCUCCUCCUCCUCACCCUUCACUCCAUCCCUGCUCUCCCUCCUCUCCCUCUCCAUAGUCACUCUCUCCUUACAUUUCCUGUUUGGCUGAACCCUUCUCACCUCCAGCCUUUUUCCUUCUCUCAUUUAUUCCCCUGCUCUUUCCAUCUUUAACAAAAACCUGGUUCUUGAUUCCUUUAAGUUACCUCCUCCAAGUGAGGAGGAUGCUACACUGACGCAGGAAGCAGGUGGGGCAGCAGGGAGAAGCUUUAAAAGAGCAAAGAUCAGUCGAGCUGAUUUAGAGCAGGACAGGAUUUCAGGGUCGAAAUAGCUGCUGCUUUAAAAAAAACCCACAGGGGUGACCUCGACAAACUCUGACAGCGACAGCACAAAGGCUGAGAGAAGAGGAGGAGUCAAGAGAGAAAGAUGCGAAUUCACACAGGUAAUGAGACGAGAGGAAAGUGGGAACGAGGGACGCGAUCGCAUGGAGCCAGCGCAGCAGGAGCUGAGCGAGGGUCCGGCGUUCGUCUAAGGGCAGAAAAGGGUGAGAGCCUCGGUAGAUGUUCAGUCGAGCACAAAUCUCUCUCCUUCAGAUUCCAAGUCUUGUGUGAUCCCAGAGAAGCCAACCGCCUACACUUGUACAUACCACACAUCACACAGUGCUCUGUAUUGUAGACUAGCUGGAUUUGUACUUUCCUUUUUGUACCAUUUAGUAAAUGAUAACACACACUUAGAUAAUAACUAAGAGACAAAUGAUUCAAAUGUGGAAAAGUCUUCGUCCCACGUGUUUUUCCGGCUUUUCCUUUUUCUGACGGGGCUAAAAUCUGAUUUCCAGGACUGAAGCUACUCAGUGAGAAUAAACUAAAUGAAAGCAGAGAAAUCGAAGCUCGCUACCAAAAAGGGAGGAAGCCUUGUUCUCCAGACUCAGUUCGUUUUGUGGUUUUUAUGUGUUUUCUUGUGCUUGUGUGAGUGAACUGAGACAGACAGACAAGGAGUCUGAGGAGUCUGUCCACACGCCUCCUUCCUCCUCCCGUCCAUCUCUCUCUGCAUCACUGUGUAUAUUUGUGUGUCCUUGUUUACUUCAUGUCCUUUAUGCACUAAUUAUUUAAGAUGACCAGGACCCAAAACUGUUUACCAACCAACUGUACAUUUACAAAAUGCACAGGAACGUGAAUGGGUUUCACUAUUUUCUUAAUAUUUUUUGAAGCUGUUUGGUAAAUGAAGGGUUUUUAUUCUGAUCUCAGUGAUAUGUCUGUUUUUUAUGGUUUCACAGACUGUAAUCACAUUGUUUACUAACUCUCCUGUAUUAAAGCUUUACUUUAGGCCACAUGCACCUUGUCAGUCUGAAUCAUAACUGUGAGUUUCUACACACAACCUGAAAGAUACUGUGAUGCUGUCAUAGUCUGUGUUUUCCAAUGAUGACGUGUGAAAAGCGUUUUGCUUUAAUAAAACAUAAAGAAACAAUCAA